ACAUAUCCACUCCUGUUCUCCCUCCUCCAGGUGACCCCAGCCAUGAGGACCAUCGCCAUCCUUGCUGCCAUUCUCCUGGUGGCCCUGCAGGUCCAGGCUGAGUCACUCCAGGAAAGAGCUGAUGAGGCUGCGACCCAGAAGCAGUCUGGGGAAGACAACCAGGACCUUGCUGUCUCCUUUGCAGGAAAUGGACUCUCUACUCUUAGAGCCUCAGAUUCUCAGGCGAGAUCCACGUGCUAUUGCCGAACUGGCCUUUGUGCUGCCAUUGAGUCCUACUCCGGGAAGUGCUACAUCAAUACCCGCCGCUAUAGACUCUGCUGUCGCUGAGCUUCCUAGAUAGAAACCAAAGCAGUGCAAGAUUCAAUCCAAGGUCCUGAAAAAAGAAAAACAUUUUACUCUGUGUACCUUGUGUCUUUCUAAAUUUCUCUCUCCAAAAUAAAGUUCAAGCAGUAAACUUA
Symphalangus syndactylus (siamang) is the source of this 458-nucleotide messenger RNA. Its product is annotated as defensin alpha 5-like. Lineage: Eukaryota; Metazoa; Chordata; Mammalia; Primates; Hylobatidae. Gene Ontology annotation, biological process: antibacterial humoral response; innate immune response in mucosa; cellular response to lipopolysaccharide. The record is from RefSeq and is a predicted model, not a curated record. Gene Ontology annotation, cellular component: extracellular matrix; extracellular region.